GCAAGCUCAUAAUUGCCAAAUAAGAAGGCUUAACACAUAUGGCCAUAGAUUGAAGACAGUACGGGAUCCCGUCUGCUCUCCCAUAGUCAAACUUCUAAUCGCCAAGUUAGUAUUGCGGUGGGUGACCACGCGGGAAUCCUUGGUGCUGUAUGUUUUGCAUUUCCGGUGGGUGUCGAGGCCAAUUCCACGUUGAUUGUGUUAUCUUAAUCAUCAAC
Ascobolus immersus RN42 is the source of this 215-nucleotide messenger RNA. The record is from the annotation of a GenBank genome assembly. Lineage: Eukaryota; Fungi; Ascomycota; Pezizomycetes; Pezizales; Ascobolaceae.